This is a messenger RNA of Erythranthe guttata (spotted monkey flower), 3020 nucleotides long. RefSeq names its product glucan endo-1,3-beta-glucosidase 8. Gene Ontology annotation, molecular function: hydrolase activity, hydrolyzing O-glycosyl compounds. Gene Ontology annotation, biological process: carbohydrate metabolic process. The record is from RefSeq and is a predicted model, not a curated record. Lineage: Eukaryota; Viridiplantae; Streptophyta; Magnoliopsida; Lamiales; Phrymaceae.
AAAUUAUAAUUAUAGAUAUACUAAUAUUUACAGAAUUUUUUUUUUUGCUUUCGUUGUUUUCGUAUAAACUUUAGUGGUUAGAGGUUUUCGUUUUUGGUUAAUUUAUUCUCGUUAAAGAACGCGCAUUUGAACCCCAUUGACACCUACAUGCACGCACUAAACGACGAGAAUUUAAACCCUUUUGGAUAUGAUUUCGCGCGCCACUGGGGGAUUUACAGGAGCAACGUCGAGCCCAAGUACAAGAUCGAUCUGUCGGAUCAAGGGCGGUAUAUAUUUCCCCUUAACUAUGAAUCCUAGACUUAGGGCCCGUUUGGCUGAACUUAUUUUAAACAGUUGAUAAGCUCUCACAUCUGAUAAGUUGUUUUAACUGCGGUUAACUUGUUAUGUCUUAUUUAACUCGAUCUUGUUUUUUAACAAUAUGAAAAAUCGGUAGUUAAUAUUUGGGUUUAUUGCAUUCAGUACCCCCUUUGUUUUGUUUAAUUACUAAAGAAACCCUCGUUUUAUUUUGAUAAUAGUUCGAUUACCGUAAAUGCAAGGAUUCGAUGCUUUAUAAGCAGAGAAGACAUCAACUCAUUUCAGAAAAAUAGUUUAUUUUCUAAACUCUACUUAAAUAUUUUCCCGAAAUACAAACAAAUAUAAUGUUUUGCUCGUGACAAAUUAUCACAACCAUCUACUUCCGCAAUCUCGGUGCUCCUUAGCGCGCCACAUACCACAACAUUAUAUAUGUUGACGUUAUUCGAUGUUCGACUAGUACAAUAAACUUUUGGGUAAGCCGUAAAUUGUCGAAAAAUCGAGCUCUGAUUUUAUUUUUUGUAUUGAGGAAUAGUGUAUUAGAUAGACCACUUCUAGUACCCAAAAAAAAAAAAAAAAAUUAACGACAAGUUUUUAGUGAUUAAAAAUGUUGCCUUUUCUUAAAAAAAAUUGCAUGGAUAAGAAAAUGAGUAUGUAUCUCUCAUUUUCUCCCCCAACAAAACCCCAAAUUAAGUCAACUAAUCAUAUAUUUCCGGUCAACAUAAAUCAAGAAUUAAACUUGAGCAUGCGUGAGAAUUAUAAAGAAAAUAUUAAAAAUUAAAAAUAAAAAAUAAAAAUAAAAAUUAAAUUAAAAAAAGGAAAGAAACUGUGAUCUCUCGUUUUAACUUCAUGGACAGAAAAUGAAUAGCCAUCUCUCAUUUGAUCUCCCCAAGAAAAUAGGAAACCUCCAUCAACAAAUUAUUAUGCAUGUAUAUAAUCCUCGUCGUUAGCAUAAACGAACUCGAUAAUAUAUCUUUUUCCCGCUCUUCUUCUCAGAAAACGAAAAAGAUCGUACAUAUACCCAUUCACAUAUAUGUACAUACAUGAACAUAUAUAUAUACAUACAUAUAUGUAUGUAUAUGCAUGUAUAUAUGUAUGCAUCUUCCUUCGUACAUAACUAAUCAAGCCCUAGAUCGAGAAAUUAUCUGAACUAGGGCGAGUCGAACGAAGAUGAUAUGCAAAAUAGCGUUUAUCAUGGCGGCGAUUUUGCUAGGGCUGAACAUCGGCGGCGGGGAAGGUGCGAUAGGUAUAAAUUGGGGAAGGAACAACGCGCAGAGAUUGAUUCCGUCGAUGGUGGUGGAUUUGCUGUUGCAAAACGGCGUUAAAGAGGCGAGAAUUUAUAAUGCGCAAGAGGAUAUCUUGAGGGCAUUUUUCGGAAGUGGGAUUGAUCUCACCGUCACCAUAUUUAAUUUUUCCUCUAUCGCAAGUAAAGACGACGCCAAGAGAUGGAUCAGCACGAAAAUUGGGUACCUUGAAAACUCCAGAAUAAGGCGCAUUUAUAUAGGAGUCGAUGCAUUUUCUAGAGGAAUUACGAACAAAACCGAUUUGCAAGCUGCGCUCACCGCAUACACGUCAAUGCAAGAAGCGAUCAACGAAGGAUCAUACGCCGAUGAAAUCAAGGUCACGAUGCCGCAUCCCGACUACGUACUCAACAUGGAAAAGGUAUCGAAACCGUCCGAAGCCGAUUUUCGACACGAGAUCAGGGAAGAAAUGCACGGUUUCCUCCGACAACUCGAGGCCAACAAAGCCCCGCUCAUAAUCGAAUUACUCCCGAUCUAUCAAGUCAUCAAUAAGAAACUGGGCAUCGACUUUGCGGGCCCCACGGACAGCCCUAGCCACGUCAUCGAGGACGUAAACGGGGCCGUCUACACAGACUAUUUCACCGUCUUGCACGAUUCGUUCGUGUGGGCGAUAAAAAAAGCCGGGGUGCCCGAUUUGGACAUAGUGGUGGGGGCGGUGGGGUGGCCCACCGACGGCUUGCCGGGGGCUAACACAUCUUCAGCUGAGCAUUUCUACAAACACCUUCUACCCUAUGUAACCAGCAACAAAGGGACGCCAAUGCGGCCGGGGAAACCGAUCGACACGUACAUACACGCGCUCACCGACGAGAAUAUGAAUGGAGACUACUUCCCCUUCGCGCGCCACUGGGGGAUCUACCGGACCAACGGCGAGCCGAAGUACAAGAUCGAUCUUUCCGGGCAGGGGCGGGAUAUAUUUCCGACGAAGGCGAACGGGAUUAUGCGGAUGCCGGAGCGGUGGUGCGUGUACACGAAUCGGGUGAAGGGAUUCAACAAGUCUGCGGUGGUGGAGCAAUUCAAGCUCGCCUGCCGGAAGGCUGACUGCACCAGCCUGGCGCCGGGGGGUUCUUGCAGCGGGCUGAGUUUUCAGAACAACGUGUCGUACGCGUUCAACAUGUACUUUCAGACCAAGUUCCAGGACGAGGGCGCGUGCUCAUUCGGCGGAUACGCCGUCGUGGUGGCGGAGGAUCCGUCGACGGAUGGUUGUGUGUUCCCGGUGGAGGUGGUCAAGGGUCAGCAGGAUAAUUACCGUCCUACCAAAAGUGGACAAGAUCGACUUCUUGCACCAAUUUUUGUGUUUUUGCUUUCCGUCCUUUGGGUUUUGUUAAAUUGCUAGGAAGUGAAAACCACCCACCGAAAUUCAUUUUUGCACCAUGUACUAUGAGAAAUGUGUCGUUUACCCCCUUGAUGUAUAGAGAAUAUCAAAUUUGG